AUACCAAACCGGCCUUCCAUCUUUUCUCAGGCAGUCGGUACAAACCAAAUCGCCCGACGCAAACGAGAUCUCGAUCGACAGAAGCGAGAGAGGAAGCCGAUCCCAAAGUCUCGAGAUGGCGUCUGCCUUCGACACCUUCAGCAACGACGGUGACGACGCCGCGGCGGCGGCCGCGGGGGGAUCAGUCGCCACGCGCCCCUUCGACGACGGCUACCUCGGCUACGACCCCCGCCUCCCCUCCCAGCGCUUCGACGCCUUCUCCUCCUUCUCCCCCUCUGAAGACGUCGAUCCCACCGUCGACCACCUCACCCCGUCUUCCCCUGGCUUCCCCGUUGACGUCGCCUCUGGCGCUGGCUUCGGCUUCCACCAUGAUGACGUCCCCGUGCACCGCCAGCACUCUGAUGUCGGCGGCGGCGACAGCAUCCCGGCCUCUCCUGAGGGGUAUGGGUUCUCGUCGGCGGCCUCCCCCUUCACGAUGCCGCAGGCCAACGGGACGGCUGCGUACGGGGUGGAGGAGAACGGCGAGAUCUUUACUUCGGAUGGCCCGAUCCUCCCUGACCCGAGCAAUAUGCAACGUGAGGAGGGGUUUAUCCUGCGGGAGUGGCGCCGACAAAAUGCUAUCCUUCUUGAGGAGAAGGAAAGGAAGGAAAAGGAGCGUCAAAAUGAAAUCAUUGCUGAAGCUGAAGAAUUCAAGCAAGCUUUCUAUGAGAAAAGGAAAUUGAAUUGUGAAACGAACAAGUUGCAGAACAGAGAAAGAGAGAAGUUAUAUCUGGCCAACCAGGAGAAGUUCCACGCAAAUGCAGAUAAACAAUACUGGAAAGCAAUUUCUGAGCUUAUUCCCCAUGAAAUUGCCAGCAUUAAGAAGCGAGGGAAGAAAGAACAGGAGAAAAAGCCUUCAGUCGUUGUGAUCCAGGGACCGAAGCCUGGAAAGCCCACUGAUCUCUCAAGAAUGCGCCAAAUUUUGGUAAAGCUGAAGCAUACUCCCCCGCCGCACAUGAAACCUCCAACACCACGUACCUCUGCACCAGCCAAAGAUGGUGCUGCCGCUGCAGCUGCAGGAAAAAAGCCAUCGUCACCUACCAAGGAUGCCAAAGCUAAUGCUCCUGCAGACUCACCAAAGGUAGACAUCUCUGUGACAGAAGGGCAAACGGUCAAGGCACCAGAACUAGUUAGGACUGCUUGAUCCUCAUUUUGCGACAUAUUGCACGGCAUUCAUCCUCAAGGCUAAAGGCUUCAUACGAGUUUCAAGUACGUGCAGCAAGGAGUAUUCAUUUCAAUCAAUCAUCCUUCUAUUGCCUCUUCACUUCAUUGGUUUUUUGCAUAGUGAUAUUGUUUGUUGAUGUUUGUCUCCUUUAUGAGGCAUGUGACAUCCUACCCAUCAGAUAUCUCUCAAGAACCAAGUAAAACUACAGUCAUCGGCUUUGUUGUGUGUGCUUGUUGGUAUCUAUCAUUCGUGUAUCAUGUUCUAAGUAAAGUUGGACAUGUUGCUGCUGUGACAGGGUAUUUGCAAUCCUAGUUGGUCUAUUAUGAUA
Messenger RNA from Musa acuminata AAA Group (dessert banana), 1532 nucleotides. RefSeq names its product clathrin light chain 2-like. The coding region runs from base 116 to 1183 and encodes 355 amino acids. Gene Ontology annotation, biological process: clathrin-dependent endocytosis; intracellular protein transport. The record is from RefSeq and is a predicted model, not a curated record. Lineage: Eukaryota; Viridiplantae; Streptophyta; Magnoliopsida; Zingiberales; Musaceae. The transcript has 3 exons. Gene Ontology annotation, molecular function: structural molecule activity; clathrin heavy chain binding. Gene Ontology annotation, cellular component: plasma membrane; clathrin coat of trans-Golgi network vesicle; clathrin coat of coated pit.